AUGGCGGCGGCGGCGGCGGGUGCCGGCGGCCGGGCCGCGGUGCGGGGGCGGCGGCGGCGGGGCCGGUCCGCGGCCGAGGAGCAGCAGGACGCGGUGGUGCUGUCGGCGGCCGAGUGCCCGGUGUGCCGGCAGGCGCCGGCGGAGGCGGGGACGCCGGCCUGCCGCCACUCGCUCUGCCUCUCCUGCUUCCAGCGCUGCCCGCAGGGCCCGGGCCUCUGCUGCCCGCUGUGCCGCAGCCGCCUCUCCACACGGGCCCGGCGGCAGCAGCCCGAGCCCGCAGCCACCACAGCCGCCGGAGCAGCAGCCGGGGAGCAGCGGCCGCCGGACCAAGAUUUUAUAUUCAGAGCACCCAUUAAAUUAAGCAAAACGGGAGAACUCCGAGAAGAAUAUGAAAACCAGCUAAGGAAGCUGAGAGAAGAGAAACUACAAGAUGAAAAGACGUCUGAGGAUCUGAUUCACAAGUUCAUUCCAGAUGACAUGGACAUAGGGAAAAGAAAAAUGGAGGAACAGCAGAAAAAAGAUGAGUCUGUAGUGUUGAAAGGGAACCAAGACUCUUUUCCUGAACGCCUCUCGGAUUCCGAGAAUGAAGAACCAUUCCAGGGCAAGCAAACGCAUCGGUCAGCUUUUGUUUCCAAGACCAGUGCCUACUCCUUUGCUUUCCUUUCAGGGAAUUUAACCUCCAAGGUGGAGAGGAGUCGGAGCUGCAACGACACCGUUCAGGAGAGAUCCAAGAGCAGGCAGAGAUCAGCCCCAGCCACCAAAACAAAGGUGCUGCCCGUGGCGGGGGCCGCGCCGCUGCUGGGGGUGCUGGCGGCCUCGCAGAACCACCGCUGCCUGUCCGCCCCCGAGCUGACGGCCGAGCGGCGCCUGCUGCUGGGCGCCGUGUCCUCGCUGUCCGCCCUGCACCGGCCCGAGCGCUCCAUCAGCCCCGAGAGCAACGACAGCAUCUCCGAGGAGCUCAACCACUUCAAGCCCAUCGUCUGCUCCCCGUGCACGCCCCCGAAGAGGCUCCCCGACGGCAGGGUCCUGAGCCCCCUCAUCAUCAAAUCCACCCCCAGGAACCUGAACCGCAGCCUGCAGAAGCCAACGACCUACGAGGCCAGUCCUAGAAUACUGAAAAAGUGGGAGCAGAUAUUUCAGGAGCGUCAGAUCAAAAAGACUCUGUCUAAAGCAACCCUUACGUCCUUGGCUUCAGAGUCUGGGGAAGACAUCGUGGUUCCUGACAUCACCAACUCCAGCAGUUGCACUAAGGAGCAGCCACAAGUGCAGGGUGAUCCCCUCCCACCUGACACAGCAGGACAGCCUUGCCCCGAGCUGGAUUUGCUCCCUUCUGUCAGUGAAAUGAAGCUGGGAAGAGGGACUGAGAAGAGCAGAGGUUCACAGGCCUUAACCGCCGAUGACGCUGCUGCUGAGCCAGAUGUGAGAUCAAACGUAACCUCCCUAAACACACGAGUGGCUGAAGCCCCUGACCUAAAAGUGAAUACGUUCAUGGACAAAUCCUGUCUCAGUCUAGGCCCGAAAGUGCUGGGCAGGAGACUCACGGGCAUCGGCGCAUCGCUGCCUGACAACACCACGCUCGGAGUCCCCAUCAAGGCAUCGGGGAAGAAGCAGCUGAAAUACCUGAACAACAGCGAGCUGAUCAAUGUGCAGAACAGCACCUGCAGCUCCGUGGAGAACAUCAUCGGAGAGCAGCCGCCGCUGCUGCGGCGGGGCCGCAAGAGACACUGCAAAACCAAGCACCUGGAGCACAACGGCUCCGUCAAGAGACUGAGGCACGCGGCAGCGGAGGCGGGGCUGCCCCCCGAGCCCCGCGACGUGGAGCAGAAGCUGCAGCAGGAGGAGGAGGACAGGAGGCUGGCCCUGCACCUGCAGCGGAUUUUCGACAGCGAGAACAGGACGGUGGACAGGCGGAGAGUCCGCGUGGAUCGGUAUCUGCUGCGCUCCAAGAGCACUCUGGGUGCCAAGUAGCACUGCUGGACUGUUGCCUUUCUAGAGGACCAUGAGGUUUAUCAGAUUAUCUUAGAGGAAAACUAUUUUUUGCCCUACUUCCACCCACACAAUUGUUUUUUCAUUUCGGUGGUAAGACAUUUCUAGGUCCAGUUCAGAGAGAAGCCAGUGUCCUUUCAGAUUUAAAAAAAAAAGAGAGAGAGAAUGAGAAAAAACCCCUCCGGUCCUCUCUGGUCCGUUGGUCUGAAGGAAUUGUCUGUCAUCCCUGUGAAUACACUGCAAGGCCUCCACACGCAGGUGGGCACACCUGGGAUCCCCAGCUAGGAGGGUUGUGAGCGUGGGCUUAUGAGGGCCAUCCCUUGCCAAGAGAAAUCUGGGCUCUGCUCCUGGAAAUUAUCUGAGAGUCUUCUCCUCUCUGCCUGCCCCAUUUUCUCCUCAGGCUGCAUCUGGUUGUGGGGUCAGCCUCUGUGGGGAGCAGCCCAUGCUCCGUAUUUCUCCUGGGGAGCCCUAAACAGAGUCCCCCCAUAGUACUUCCAAUGAAUGUAUCUCACUGUCUGCAGCAGCAGCACAGAUCAUUCACCACUUUCUUGAAGCAGAAAGCCAAAUGCAGUGAAAAGAAAGACCUAAAAUAAGGAUUUUACUGAAAAACCUGAUAGGGAUUUAUAAUUUCAUGUUUGUGACAGGGGAGAGAGCUCAGGCGGAGCAGCCACACGCUGAGUACUGGGACCCAGAGAGCUUUUCUCCAGUCCAUGUCUUUCCCAAACCAAGAGGGUUUCCUGUUUUCCCUGUAGUAUUGAAGAAAGGAAAAUGGUGGCCAGGGAGUUUGUGGAGGGACGUCCUCCCAGCUGCCACAUCACUUGCUCAGUUCAGAGCUCUCUCAGUACACCUAGGGCGUGUCCUUGCAUUCCAGAGCAGCAUCCCGAGGGUCCAGCCAGGCAGCUGAUGUGACAGGAGCCCGGCUGUCCCAAGGGCUGCCCUGCCCUGCUCCAGCUCCCCGGCUUUGGCUGCAAACCACUGAGAGAGCUGAGGUGAGCAGUGCACUAAAAGCUUGUGGGCACAGAGCUGGGCCUGGAGCAGAGCUGGUUUGAGCCUGGCCCUGGUGGAGCAGAGUGUGUUCUCUGCCCAGAUGUGGCAGGCCACCUCUGGGUGUUUCUAAGCCUCUUGCAUGGAUUCAUUCCAUGGGUUAUUUCCAGAAAGGCAGCUCACCGAGUGCCUUCCAGCUGCCUUGCAGAGUAUUCACAGGGACCCUCCAGCCCCACGGCACCUUUGUCUGAGGCAGGGCUUGGGACAUUACCAGUCCUGCCCCCGUGUGCCAGGGGUGUUCUUGGGAUGAGCACAGGGCAGGGGCAAACUUCCCUAUGGAUCCUGUGAAGGGAGGGCAGCAGUGCACACAGAUAGACAGAUCUGAUCUAACACAACUGCAUUGCCCAAUUUCCUCUAUCUAAAAACGGUUGAAUUUUCUCCCUCCAUCUUAAACAGUCAAAAAGAAAACAGGAACUGGUUUUCUUUUUCGCUGUAAGGACCCUGGCAGUUUCUUUUUUCCUAAUUGAACUGGAUUUAAAAAAAAAAGAAAAAGAAAAAAGAAAUCUUAUAUUUUAUUGGGUAAAAUUUAUAUAUUUUAAAUACUAUAUUUCAACAGAUCGACACUUUUGUUUUGAGAAAUCUUACAGCAAUGAUUCCAUAAUAUAUAUCUCUAUCUCUGUAUCUCCUUGCCACACGAACUGCUGGAUGGUUGAAGUUGUUCCUGGGGCUGGUGAGAGCUGGCCUGCUCUGCCUUCCCAGCACUCUGGGCCUCUCCUGCACUGCAGCCUCACCAGGUGCUGCUUGAAGCGGGCUUGAAGCUUUUGACCCAAACCAAAACCUGCUCCUCUGUCCAGCUGUGAAUUAGAAGGAAAUUAAGGACUUGGAGCCUUGACUGGACCUAGAAGAGCAGCAUAGAGAGAAGUAGUGCUGGCCUGGAUCUGCCCUUGGAGCCCAGGAGGGAAAGCCACAGCUAUAACUCGGAAUCCGUGCUGUUUUUCCCAACAUUUUGGGCUACAGCAUGCACGUCCCAGGUGCAUUUAGAUUUAGAAUUAUUUUUACAGGCCCCCCUUUCUGCAGCUCAUCCCUGGAGCCCCAAACAGGCUUCCCUAAACAGUUUCCUUUUUUCUCGUGGUGUUUGUGGGGGCUCAGCUGGGCCUGGGCUGCUCACACCACAAAAAAAUAGAUUUACACGCUGAAUGUAUCUUUACUUUCCCCUCUUAAAACAGAUUUCACAGCCCAAUGCACUAGGCCAGUGUCUUACAUACCUUCUUUUAAAAGGAUUUUAUAAAUAUUUCGGGGUUUGUGCGUUAAUUUCCUGAUCCCAAAUCCAAGCUGGGCAGAAGUGUAGGAGGCAGUGCCUGAGCUGGAGCUUGUCCCCAGCCAAAAGAGCUUCCCUCGUGCUCCAGGCUGCCCCCAAAAAAGAGAUCCCAAUUCCCAAGCAUCAUGCACAGGCCAUGGCAUCCGUGUUCAAGGAGACCUUUGGAUGUGGAAUCACAAUCAUGUCAGGGAAGGGUUGCGGCGAUGCAAAGCCAGGAUGAAUGUUUUAUUAAUUUAACACACUUGACGUUUGUGUAAGCUUGCAAAAAACAACAAAAAUUGUAAAUAAUUACACCCAAAAGAGCAGGAAUACCCAGCCUCUCCCCUGGAAAGGUCAGGAAUGGCACCAGCUUUGCCAGAAAUCAUGCCAGCUGAGAAGGAAAAUACCUCCUGCUGAACAGUGGAUGCAGCACGAGAUUAAACCCAGUAUUUAUUCACACUUCUGUGAAAGUCCUUUGUGAGCCUCAGCUGCCUUCCCUCCGGGAUGAAGGCAUUCCUUGCUGGCUGUGGGACAGCACGGGCAUGGCAGUGUCCUCCCAAAUGUGAAGCUGUCUAAUCCGGAGGGGCUGGGGCUGGUUCCGUGACAGAAGGACUGUGUCUGCCAAAGAUGCCACGACUCCCAGAAAGUUGCUUGCUGACCCUCCGGAGCUCUCUGCCCGGGAAAAGCCGUGCAGAAGGGUCCGUGCUUGGAGUCAGCGAGAUGAGAUAAAUGAAGGAAAAGUGCCAAAAGGGAUCAUGCCAGGUGAUUGUAUGACCUUGUUCUAUAUUGUCAGUAUUUCUCUUCCAAUGCUAUUGUACAUGCAGUGCACAGUAGUCAUGAAGUGUAGCUUGAACAAGCGCUUCUUUGUAUUUUCUCAGUGCAAGCAAAGGGGGAGAUCGAAGCCUUAAAGACUCUGACUGACUGUAGAAAACAAGCCUUUAGCAGUGCCCCGAGGGCCGGGCGCUCGGCAGCGCUGUCCGUCUCGCAGCUGUGCGGCGGGAGGCUGGCAGAGAGCUCGUCCCGCGCAGGGCAGCGCUCCGGGAGCCGGGCCCUCGCCCCGGGACAGGAGCUGCCGCGCUGGAGCCCCGCGGGGUGUGCAGGAUGAAGCAGCGCGGAGCCGGGGUGGCCCCGCUGCUGGCACCGCCUGUCCCCUCGUGUCUGCAGCGGCCGCGCCCGCUCCGGAGCUCGCUCCUCUCUAUGCAAACGGGAAAGCCUCGGGCUGGUCACGGGCGGGAGCUUUGCUGUGGAACUGCAGAACCAAUCUCCAUGUCGCUACACUUUCCUCCAGUAACGCUUUAAAUGGUUGUGCUUUCGUGUUCUCCGCUGGCCAGCACAGCACCGGCUGGCUGCAGACUCUCACGUCGUUCUGGCCUCCGCCGAGCCCCGCGGCUUUGCCCGAAUGUGUUACCAAGCGAUGGAAGGCACCAAAGGACCGCUGGCUUGCAUGUGUGAAAUGUGUGAGUGGAAUGACAUGCAGGCAUCUGUCAUGCUGUGGCUUCUGUUGUUCGAAACAGAAUAAAUCCUGCUUGUGAAACAAUUGUCACAAACCAGAAAUAUGCCAACAAAUGUGUACAAAUAACAGUGUUUGUUUUAACAGCAACCGGGACUUGAACUGCAGGGCAAAGGCCGAGGUUCAAACAGAAUAAAACCAGAUUCUGACAGUGAAA
This is a messenger RNA of Oenanthe melanoleuca, 5934 nucleotides long. RefSeq names its product ring finger protein 169 (gene RNF169). The transcript is spliced from 6 exons. NCBI's taxonomy places the organism in Eukaryota, Metazoa, Chordata, Aves, Passeriformes, Muscicapidae. The record is from RefSeq and is a predicted model, not a curated record. Gene Ontology annotation, biological process: double-strand break repair. Gene Ontology annotation, molecular function: ubiquitin-protein transferase activity; nucleosome binding. Gene Ontology annotation, cellular component: site of double-strand break; nucleus. The coding region runs from base 1 to 1968 and encodes 655 amino acids.